AUGGCGCGUACCAAGCAGACAGCCCGAAAAUCGACUGGUGGCAAGGCCCCUCGCAAGCAACUCGCCACGAAGGCCGCGCGCAAAUCAGCCCCAACAGCUGGUGGUGUGAAGAAGCCUCACCGCUACAAGCCCGGUACUGUUGCCCUCCGUGAAAUUCGCCGCUACCAAAAGAGUACGGAGCUCUUGAUUCGUAAGCUGCCAUUCCAGCGCCUUGUUCGUGAGAUUGCACAGGACUUCAAGACGGAUCUUCGCUUCCAGUCAUCCGCUAUUGGUGCGCUCCAGGAAGCUAGCGAGGCUUAUCUUGUCUCCUUGUUUGAAGACACCAACUUGGCCGCAAUUCACGCCAAGCGCGUGACAAUUCAACCAAAGGAUAUUGCGCUUGCGCGCCGUCUACGCGGCGAGCGCUCCUGA
Malassezia globosa CBS 7966 is the source of this 411-nucleotide messenger RNA. RefSeq lists its product as uncharacterized. NCBI's taxonomy places the organism in Eukaryota, Fungi, Basidiomycota, Malasseziomycetes, Malasseziales, Malasseziaceae. Gene Ontology annotation, cellular component: nucleus; nucleosome. Gene Ontology annotation, molecular function: structural constituent of chromatin; DNA binding; protein heterodimerization activity. The transcript is spliced from 2 exons. The record is from RefSeq and is a predicted model, not a curated record. Bases 1 to 411 code for a protein of 136 amino acids.